AUGCGGGGGGACGCUCGGAUCCCUGCGGGGCUGUCUUUUGUCCGAGCUCUGCCAUUUCCCUGCCACGCUCAGUGUGGUUGUGGGGGGUUGGGUGAUGGGCCAUGCUGGUGCCACUCUGUCCCCCCAUCCCUCCCUGCAGGGCUGCCUCCAGCACGUGGCAGCAUGUUGGAGCUGGAGCGCAUGAUCAGAGUGACCACAGGGAAGAGUGCCUUGCUCUCCUAUAGCUGGUAUGGGUGCUUCUGCGGCAUCGGGGGCAGAGGGACCCCAGUGGACCCCACUGACACCUGCUGCCAUGCCCAUGACUGCUGCUACAGGCAGCUGCGAGAGAGCAGCUGCAGCCCCCUGAUAACCCCCUACCAGUUCGAUGUCACCGAUGGGGACAUCACCUGCGGUGAUGAGCAAAGCUGGUGCAAGAAAGAGACCUGCCUUUGUGACAGGGCCGUGGCUUCGUGCUUUGCCAGCGCUCUGCCUUCCUACAACGUGUCCUACCGCUUCUACUUCAAGCUGAGGUGCAGAGGGAGCAAACUCCAGUGCUGAAAUCUGCACACGUCUGCCGGUUUUGAGUGCCUUUCCUCAUUGCUGUGGGAAGAACAGGGUGAUGUGGGUGCUGAGAGGGGCUGCAGCCCUCCUGCCGGUGAGGUGACGUGCAGGGUGAGCAGAGCACAUGCGAUGGCUGGAGAUCCCCAGCUCCCCAAAAGAGAGUCCUUACCCCUUCCUCCUCUCUUUUCUCUACUGAUUUCGUCUUCCAGCAAAAAGGAAUUGAAUAAACGGUGUGAAAAAUGCUCUGUGGUGUUUUGCUGUUGGACCACUGGGAUGGGUCUGUCCCUUGCAUUGAGAAAUGGGGACAAAUACAUGCCACCAAGUAAAACUCCCUGGGGCUUGUCAACAAAACUUCCCUGCAGCGAGCCUGGGGUUGGUGGCUUCUCCCAACAUCCCCCUCCUUCUUCUCUGAACUCACUCCCAGAGCUAACAUGCAGAGCAAACUUCAUAUUUUGAUGGUCAGGGGAUCAUCCCUUCUCAGUCUGUCAGCGAAGGCUCAGUAUUUUUUGCCAGUAUUCAAGGAUUGUCUGCCCCCUGUGAGCCCUCUUUAGGGCUUUGAUUUACACCUUCCGAAUCAGGGCUGGUUAUCCCACAAUACAGCACCAGCAGGGCUGGUAAAGCAGAGGAAAACACCCCCGAGCUGCUAGGACUGGGGCAGAGUGUAUUGCCUUCCUCCUGCACUGGAAGUGACAGCU
Molecule: messenger RNA, 1235 nt
Organism: Meleagris gallopavo (turkey)
Lineage: Eukaryota; Metazoa; Chordata; Aves; Galliformes; Phasianidae
Product: phospholipase A2, membrane associated-like
Biological process (GO): lipid catabolic process; negative regulation of T cell proliferation; arachidonate secretion
Molecular function (GO): calcium ion binding; phospholipid binding
Source: RefSeq, a predicted model, not a curated record